Molecule: messenger RNA, 1437 nt
Organism: Botrytis sinoallii
Lineage: Eukaryota; Fungi; Ascomycota; Leotiomycetes; Helotiales; Sclerotiniaceae
Exons: 2
Coding region: 1-1437 (478 amino acids)
Source: RefSeq, a predicted model, not a curated record
AUGCACGGUCAAAAUAGUAACUCUUACGACGAAUAUGGCAAUACUCAAACCAACUACACAGGCUUUCCACCAAGCUAUAUACCGCCAAAUAAUCCACCUUCUCACACUAGUCACUCAGAUUCCCCAUCACAACAACCAUCACAGCCCCAGUUGCUAGAACCCUUUCAGCAACAGCAACCUCUUGAGGAAUGGCAGGAAAGUCUUAGUCAGCACAAUUCUUUUGAACGUCGACAGCUCCAUCAGCCGCAAACAUUUAUCCAACAACAAGCCCCGUCUCAAUACCUAAUGCCACAACCAUCGUCAAAGCCCCUUCCAUAUUCAUUGCCUCCGAUCCAGUCGUCUCAAGUCCAAUCGAUGCCCCAAUCGCAGCCAUUUUCUCAAUUGCAAGACCCCAUUGGUCUCGAUGUCAUGAAUUUCUUCGAGACUCAAUCUCAAUCCUCAGUACAAAGUCAUCCACAGAUGCCCAUGGAUUUCUCCUCGGACUCAAUGCAAAACUUUGAGAUGUUGGCCAUGUAUGAAGUCGAAAAUCGUCGACAAUAUAUUAUGCCAAACUUAUUUGGAGCCCAGGCUUCGCUCCAGAAUGAUGCGUCGGGUCAAGACACAUAUCGGUUGUCUAGAUCACACUUAGGCAGUACCGACACUAUAGAAAUUGGCAGCAUAAGAGGUUUGGUAUCUGCUUUCCGAGAUCGUCUUCUUUCACGCAGCUACUUCGUUUUUCGUUGGAGCAGAGACCUGGAACGUACUCUCUCAACUCUUAUUUCGGAAGCUCUCGAUGACGUACAUACUGCCAUCGGCCAAAUGUGGCCCACGUUUUCUGAGUCUAACAUCAAACAGGCACAUUCGCUGUUGAUUAAAUUACAAAACCAAGAUCCUUCGCUGGCCAAGAGACCGUUUGAGGAUCUUCUCAAGAAUAGACUCACCCGGCUUCUUCCAUAUCUGGGCUGCGACUUGCAUCUAGUUUGUAGUAUUUGCGAAGACCUGAUGUUCAUAUACAACAAAAGAGUAUCCGGAAUCGCAGAUAGUAUUGGUAUCCAACCUUUAUUAAACCACAUCUACUCUACCGGAAAGAAAGUGAUACUUAUGUCUAGAGGCAGAGGCACCAACAAAGAUUGGGGUUCAGGAGAUCAAGGGAAAGUUUACAAGAAUUUUGGACAAGCUUCUAAGGGCAAUGACGAUCAAAUGUUGAGAACAGUGAUGGAAGACUUGUUGUACAAGGCAAAUGAUAUGGUUCUUAUAAGAAACAAUGGAUAUGGUACUGAACCUACAACACUGGAUGGUAUCUUGCUAGUAGAUAUCCAGACACGUAAGAAAAAACCGUCAGUCUCGUGUUCCACACUUCAGACGCAAUACAGAGUCGAUUCACAUACGACCCUGACAGAUAUUUUGACACGCGAAUUAGUAGAAGACGUCCUUUGGAAAUAUCAUCUUGGAAUUUGA